Messenger RNA from Phlebotomus papatasi, 1056 nucleotides. RefSeq names its product histone chaperone asf1 (gene asf1). The record is from RefSeq and is a predicted model, not a curated record. Gene Ontology annotation, biological process: DNA replication-dependent chromatin assembly. Lineage: Eukaryota; Metazoa; Arthropoda; Insecta; Diptera; Psychodidae. The coding region runs from base 284 to 916 and encodes 210 amino acids. Gene Ontology annotation, molecular function: histone binding. Gene Ontology annotation, cellular component: nucleus. The transcript is spliced from 2 exons.
UCUAUGUUUUCUAUCACUAGUGUUUGUGACGUUUUUUGAGGAAAAAGAAGCUCUUGCGAAAUUCCCGAAAAAACUCAUAAAUUGGUGCAAUUUCACCGCAAGAAGUAUUGAAAUCUUUAGAAGAGACAACAGAGUAUCUUUUAACGUAAAAGUUUUGCAAACAACUCGCGAGUGCUUGGCGUGAGAGCGAAGGAAAAGUGCCGAUUGUGAGAUUGAGGUUAAAGAGAUUGUCACCCCAAUUGCGCAAAAAGUACCCCCUUUUGCCGGCUAAACAUCCAACCAAAUGGCUAAAGUUCAUAUAACCAAUGUCGUGGUACUCGAUAAUCCCAGCAGCUUCUUCAAUCCCUUCCAAUUUGAGCUCACAUUCGAAUGCAUCGAAGAGCUAAAGGAGGAUCUCGAAUGGAAGAUGAUAUAUGUAGGUUCGGCUGAAUCAGAAGAUUUUGAUCAGAUCCUCGAUACAAUUUAUGUCGGACCAGUACCCGAGGGACGUCACAUCUUUGUCUUCCAAGCCGAUCCGCCCGAUGUCACGCGAAUUCCCGAACAAGAUGCUGUUGGUGUUACAAUUGUCCUCCUGACCUGUUCAUACCGGGGUCAGGAGUUUGUUCGCGUUGGGUAUUUCAUCAAUAAUGAAUAUGCUGAUCCGGAAUUGCGUGAAAAUCCACCACCAAAACCCCAAUUUGAGAAACUUACGAGAAAUAUUCUGGCCACAAAGCCCAGAGUGACGCGAUUCAAGAUCAACUGGGAUGAUGCUUCUCAAAAUGGAGCCACUUCGCACAGCGCCCUGACUGAUGAGAAUAUGGAGCAGGAAAAUAUGGGAUGUUCAGUGGAUGAGAACAGCUUGGCAAUGCCAACAGACACCACCCAACCCAAUGGUGUCAAUGAGAAUUCUAAUUCUCUGGCCAUGAUGGAAUGCUGAAGAUCUCUCUCUGUCGACAACGUGGUUUUUAAAUCCAGUUUAGCAAAGUUAAUUUUACUUAUCAAUCAUCCUUUCCCAAUUAAAUCUCAUUGCGUUCACUCGGAAAUUUCGUUGUAAAUAAUAAAUUUUCUACACAUUUA